CGGGGUGCGCUCCGCUGGAUACAGGACUAGAGGAGCUCAAAACACAAAGCCAGCAGCUGCAGGGGCAGCCACCCAGCGGAGCAUACUCACGGCUGGGGCUAGGGGUCCCUGCGAUCCCUGCUGUGCAGCCGCCCAGGGCCAGCGCGAGGCGGCGCCGGGUCUCCUUGCCAACCCCGCGCGCCGCGGCCAAGGGUCCUGCCAAACCUGCCCAGUUCCCCCCUUGCUACCGACCCUUGAGAAAACCCAGCCCGGAGCUCCGUGUAGCCCGCGCGGCGCCUGCGGCUCCGACUUUUCGUGUUGGGGGGUCCCGCCGGCCCGCCGCGCUCCCCACCUUGCCUGCGCCCACGCGAGCCCAGCAGAUCUCCACGCAGCGAGCAUCAACAGAGUCGCGCCGCGCGCCGACGGAGCGGACAUGGGCAGAGCGAUGGUGGCUAGACUGGGACUGGGGUUGCUGCUUCUGGCACUGCUCCUACCCACGCAGAUUUAUUGCAACCAAACAUCUGUUGCACCGUUUUCAAGUAACCAGAAUAUCUCUACUGCCCCAAACCCAACUAAUGCCACCACCAGAGCAGGUGGCAGUGCCCUGCAGUCAACAGCCGGUCUCCUCGCCAUCUCACUUUCUCUUCUACAUCUCUACUGUUAGAGACUCAGGCCAAGGAACGUCUCUACUUCCCCAUCUUCUAGACCCACCCCAGAUGAUAACCACAAGUCCAGUGUGACCCAGAAGAAACAGGUCCACAUCAAAUUUGCUAUUACCACACCUCAACAGAAAACACUGAGAAUUCACGUGAAGGGUUUGACAGUUGGUGCAUGCCAAUAUUGAAUCUGCUGGAGUCUUAUGAUCACGACGAAGAUAACAGCCCGAGCUGACAUGAUUUCCUUGAAUGUGGCUUAAGAAAUGUGGACACUUAAAACUCUAACUUGAAAUCAACGUAGGUUUUUUUGUAGAGAUAAUGAUGGGAUGUGGGACGGAGAUUCAGUUUUCAUUGGCUCAUUCAACCUAUAAGGCCAUAACACGGCUAGGUGACCUUAAGAAGCUUCUCUGAUGCUAUUUAUGUAUAUGUUGGAAGGAACUACCAGGUGUUACUUUAAAUCCUCAUUGUAUUGUUUCCUUACUACUAAUUUAAUAUGCUAAGCUCUAGGUAAAGUUCUCCAUUGUUGAGCUGUUCUCUUUGGAAUUGAACAUUUUUCCCACUCCAGUGACCUUAGGUAUGACGUUAUAUUUGACCUUUAUUAAUAAUUGACAUGUGCCAGGCAACAACGGAUUGGAAUCCACCCCCAAAUUCAGCCACCAUUAAAUACAUCUUAUUUCAAAAGUCAAGUAGUAGGCAUUUUCCAUCAUCUUUUCUCACAAAGUGUGCCAGAUUCCCUUACGUAAACUGGUUCCAGAGAGCAGAAUUAUGUUGACCUCAGCCAAUUUCAAAAUGCUGCUUUUUAUUUCUGCAUAUGUUGAGGGGUUUUCAUAAUUUAAAGUGUGGUCUGUUAGGAAGGCAAAAUUAUGAAUCUUGAAAUUCUAAAGGCAAAUAUGCAAAGGAGCCAAAACCAUAAACCUAGCAUUUGGGGCGUGAAGCCUGGAAGCUAACUUGCAUUGAAUUCACAAAGUCUUUUAUACAAUUUCUGUAAAUACUUUUUUUUUUUUAAAGCAGAGAAACAAAACAAUGGAUCAGAAUAGCCACAUUUGGGAUACUUUGUUUAUCAGUUCAUAUUUUUAGAUAGUUUGACAUUGGUCCUGUGCCUGAAAGGGAGCUUGGCUUUACCGUGAGUUUUUCCAAUGCCUUGAUACACACAUCCCUUCUAAAACAUAGACACUCCUUGAAAAAAAAAUCUUUCGUUCGCAUGGUCACACACUGAUGCUUACACAUUCUGGGAUCUAAUAUGGCCACAGUAGUCUUGAUAACCAGUCAUUUUCUCCACCUUCAGAAACUUGCCUGGGAGCAAGGAGAUCUCACAGACCCAAA
Messenger RNA from Microtus ochrogaster (prairie vole), 1958 nucleotides. It is a transcript of the gene Cd24, whose product is annotated as CD24 molecule. NCBI's taxonomy places the organism in Eukaryota, Metazoa, Chordata, Mammalia, Rodentia, Cricetidae. Gene Ontology annotation, molecular function: protein tyrosine kinase activator activity. Gene Ontology annotation, cellular component: membrane raft; external side of plasma membrane. Gene Ontology annotation, biological process: regulation of cell-cell adhesion; cell adhesion; cell activation. The record is from RefSeq and is a predicted model, not a curated record.